AUGAACCAUAUCCCCCGUCUACGCAUCGAAAUCAAGCCGCGAAAUGAGGACUUCAGGCUCACAGACCUCAAGAAAAUCGUCACCUUCCUCUGGGCGGCAUCUCCUCGCCUAAACCAACUCCAUGCAGAAUACUGCGGGCCCGCUUCAACCAUCGCACCUGGCUUGGAGUUCACCAAUAUUUUCAACUUUUUGCCCUUCACCUAUCUCUCUGACGCAGAAUGGCGCGGCGAACCCGCCGAGACGGUCUUCACCCAUGGCCCGCCGAUCCCGACGACGACGAAAAUGCUGAAAACGCCAGAUGUGAUGCGUCACUCCGCCUUUGCGCAGUUUGCGGCUCGUGAAAUUUCGGAAAUGGAUAACCUGGAAUCCCUCCUUGAAGCCACCACUAUCCGUGUUAAGGACUUGGAAGGUGAGAUCGGGACGCUUCCCGGAGCUUAUGACUUCUCCCACUUAGCCGAUAUUGACCCCGUACAAAGAACCAUUCGGUUUGCCCAACACGCUGGCACGAUGAAUUCCGACGCUAUCAAGAAUUGGAUCAAGGUAUGUCACGGCCUCGUCUCCUUCUGUCUCGACACCUGCAAACAGCGGGUUGACCGUAUCUUUGAACAACUGGAGGUCUCUUCUGCGGAAGCAUACACCGUUUACGACAUCCUCAAAGACAUUGACCUCGUCUCUCAAGCAGAUUACUACCUCGACAAGGGCUCCAACCCCUUUGUCCCGGACCUCGCUUGCCACCGCCGCAUACCAACGGUCAACCUCGCCGAUACCCGUGACCUUCCGCCAUACACCUUUGGCAUCGAAGUCGAAUUCCUUGUUCCUUACUCCCACGAAAACACCCCAGAUCCCUAUCCUUCCGACCCCCGUUGGGUCUACCGCUACAACCCAGACGCAGACCAACAUGAUCCGUCUGAAGACGCACGUACCGUCUCCCACAGCGGCAACGCAGAAUAUCUGGCCAAGAUGCUCAACAAGGCGGGCCACUUCAGCGUCACUCUGUAUCGACUCUUGGACGCCUGCAACGACAUCGAAGGAGACCGAGCACAGGCGCUCGCCACCUUGGCCAAGUCAAGCGGCCUAAACAUGCGUCUUGUGGACAAGGUCGAGCCAAUGUUCCAAACGUGGCUCGCACAACCCGACUUCAGCCUCUCCAGCUUUCACUCGGGCUUUCUUGGGUACUCGGGCGGUAUUACCGGCGUAGAGCUCUGCAGCCCAAUCUUGCGCGACCAACAAACAGAUUUCGACAAGAUUGUCAACAUCGUGAAGCUUGUCCGGAACAGCAUGCGUCCAAUGCUGAAUCCCACCUGCGGAUUCCACGUCCACGUCGGUAAUGUUCGGAACUUCUCCCUUCUAAGCCUCAAACGCAUCGUCACGCUGAUAUGGGCGGCCGACCCCAUUCUGUACAGCUUAGUCCACCCUUCCCGACGCGAGAACGCAUACUCCAUCCCCCCGCGCAAAGGUUCUAAGCUGGCUAACAACCAAGAUCUGCCGCCGUAUUCUGACGUGUGGAACUUGCGACGUGACAAGUUACACGAGCUGGAGAUCGAGUCGCACGUCCCCAUGGACAAGAUCCCCGAUCGACUCCAGCGUGAAAUUUACCAGAUUUGGUCCGCUGUUAACGAGCGAGUGCUGAUUGGCCUAGUAGGAUCGCCGGUGGGAGCCCGUACGGGCAUAUCUUUGCACAGAAUCAAACCCGUCGAAGACAUGGAUACGGAGAAUCCUGCGGCGACGGUGUACGAGGGUACAAUCGAGUUCAGAUGCCUCGAGGGAACGCUGCACCCAGAACUGAUCGUCCAAUGGGUCAAGUUGCUGCUAGCUAUUGUAGCAAAGGCCGAGGCUUCGACCGUGUGGAAGUACUUUACCAUCAUGUCCGAGGUGCUGAAGGAGCACAAAAGUGACAGAGAGCAGCUGGCUGGUUUUCUUCAUGUUCUGGACCUGGGGAGUGCCGAGUCUUUUUGGGAAAAGACUGCAGAGAUGAAUAGGACUUUGGCGGUUGGAGUCGUAUCCGAGGACGAUUCUAACCAGCCUUCCGAAUGGGAGAUGGUUUUUGAUGAAGGGGAAAGCACACGAAGUCGGUAUGAAAACGAUACUGUUGUCGUUCAUCCCCUUGCUAACAACGAGGCAAUCGGCAUUGAAACGAACAUACCCUGA
This is a messenger RNA of Colletotrichum truncatum, 2148 nucleotides long. RefSeq lists its product as uncharacterized. The record is from RefSeq and is a predicted model, not a curated record. Lineage: Eukaryota; Fungi; Ascomycota; Sordariomycetes; Glomerellales; Glomerellaceae.